GAGCAGGAGGGAAAAAAACCGACUCAAAAUUGACCUAUCAAUUCUUACUCCUCCUUUUCACUUUUCACUCUCACUCAAACCUUAAGCAUUCUAUUCGACUAACAACAUCUCAAGUUAACGUGUCUUGAACAUUUCAUAUUUUAUUUCCUUUUUCCCCGCUUGAGAUGAGACCACCUUCUUCUUCUUCUUCCUUCAGCCAGGGUUAGGUUUUUAUUCUACGAUGAGUAGACCAACAACUAGAGGUAAAAAUAAAAGGCACAGACAGGGGGAUGACACUUCUGAAAUAUGGAGGAAAAUUUACAAAACGGGUGUGGUGACUGAAGAUGAUAUGAACCAACUGUAUAUGAUUUGGAAGCCGGUCUGUUCAGGCUGUCGUGUUAAUACUAAAGACAACCCAAAUUGCUUCUGUGCACUGGUUCCGCCACCAAAUAGUACCCGGAAGUCUGGCUUAUGGCAGAAGAUGUCUGACUUUGUUGAAAGUCUUGGCCCUGACCCAAAUAUGUAUCUUCGUGCAUCUGCUAGUUCACCUGCAGGUCUGACAAAUCUUGGUGCAACAUGCUAUGCCAACAGUAUACUACAGUGCUUAUACAUGAAUAAGUCUUUUCGAGAAGGCAUAUUUUCUUUAGAACGGGAUGUUUUACAACAUCAACCAGUGUUGGAUCAACUGACUCGACUUUUUGUACAAUUGCAUGCUAGUAAAAUGGCCUUCGUAGAUUCUUCUCCAUUUGUAAAAACUCUGGAGUUAGAUAAUGAUGUUCAGCAGGAUAGCCACGAGUUCCUGACAUUGCUUAUGUCGUUACUCGAGUGUUGCUUGAGCCAUUCUCAAAUUUCCAAGGCAAGAACAAUAGUUCAAGAUCUUUUCCGGGGAAGUGUGUCUCAUGUGACAACGUGUUCACAAUGUGGAAGAGACUCUGAAGCUUCUUACAAACUGGAAGACUUCUAUGGGUUAGAGUUGAAUAUCAAGGGGUUGAAAGGUUUAGAUGAGAGCCUAGAUGAUUACCUUGCUAUUGAAGAGCUUCAUGGAGACAAUCAAUAUUUUUGCCAGGCAUGUAAAACAAGAGUUGAUGCUACUCGCAGCAUCAAGCUGUGUACAUUACCUGAUGUACUUAAUUUUCAACUUAAACGUUAUGUAUUCCUCCCACAGAAUACAACGAAGAAGAAAGUUAUUUCUGCAUUUUCGUUUCCUGCUUAACUUUAUAUGUGCCAUAUAUUGUCCGAGUCAUCUCAGUUUGAAUUGAAAUAUGACUUGUCAGCUGUACUGAUUCACAAAGGAACAGCUGUUAAUAGUGGUCAUUACAUUGCCCACAUCAAGGAUGUAAACACUGGGCAGUGGUGGGAAUUUGAUGAUGAGCAUGUUACUAACUUGGGUUGUCAUCCAUUUGGGGAAGGAGCUUCAUCUUCUAAAUUUGUUAAGAAAGAUGUACCUCAUUCUAAUUGCUCUGAAGCAAUGGUAGCUGACAGUAAUGGAAAUGGUUUAAAUGCCACUCAUUUACAAUCUUCGCUUGUGGAGACAUUUUCAUCUAGUGAUGCAUACAUGUUGAUGUACCAUCUUAAGCAUGGCAAAAAGGGGGGCAUGGUUUAUGGUGCUAACCUUAAAGAGGUAGAGGGCAAUGCAGAUACUGUACAAGACAGCGGUUGUCUUCCUUCUCAUCUUGUUGAAGAGAUUCGAAAUUUCAACGCCUCCUAUCUAGAUUCCUGCAAGCAGUACAGGCAUAGGAAAAAGUUAGAAUUGAGUCAUAUUGAUGAGAGGAGACAAGAAGUUCGAUCUGUUUUAACUGAAGCUAUUACACAACCUCUAGAGCAACCUUUUUUUUGGAUUUGUAGUGACUGGCUUCGCCAGUGGGCUGACAACAUUAUUCCAACUGCUCUUGACAAUACAUCUAUCCAAUGUUCUCAUGGGAAAGUUCCAGUGUCAAAGGUUACCUCAAUGAAGCGGUUAUCUUCUAAAGCAUGGGAUAAAUUAUUGUCUAAGUAUGGUGGGGGACCAACUUUUUCUCAUGAUGACUGCUGUUGGGAUUGUCUGAUCAAUGGGGCUCAGAAUGUGGUGUCAACUGACACCUAUCGGGAUCAAAGAGAAUCAUUGAAGCAACUUGCACGAGAUAUUCUUGAUGGAAAUUGUGAAGAUGGAAUGUACUAUGUGUCUAGACCAUGGUUGCAGCAAUGGUGGAAAAGAAAAGUUGUUGAUGCUCCAUCUGAAGCUGAUGCUGGACCAACAGCAGCCAUUAGUUGUCCACAUGGGCAACUUAUGCCUGCGCAAGCUGUUGGUGCUAAGCGGUUGCUUGUUCCUGAGGGUUUCUGGCUUUUCUUAUAUAAAGAUGCCAUUUCUCUGAAACCUGAUGAUCCUCUAGGUUGUCUUACUUUUCCUUUAGACACCAGAGAAUGUUCUAAAUGCAGUGAUGAAUUAUCUGAAGUGGCUUGCUUGGAGGACUCUUUGAGAUUAGUAAAACAAAUGCAGCGCCAAAAUCAUGAGAAACUAUUUGUUGGUAAAAGUAUGACGCUUUCUCUACAUUGCAAGUAUUUCUUAGUUCCUUCUUCGUGGAUUUCAAAAUGGAGAAAUUACAUUAACUUAGCUGUCAAGGAUUCAGAUAAACCUGAAACUUUAGAUGGGGUAAUUGAUUCACUGAUAUGUGAAAAGCACUCACGGCUUGUUGAAAGGCCUCCUGAACUGGUUUUUAGACGCGGUGCUAUAAUCUCGAGAGAAUCUUCUGCAGGUAGCUUCACCAUCAUAUCUGAAGAUGAUUGGAAAUGCUUCUGUGAAGAAUGGGGUGGUAUUGAGACCAAAGGAAUAUCUGCAAUAAUUGAGAAUAUUAAUUACUUAAAAAAUUCUUUGACUGGAUCCUGCAAAGAGAUGCCAAUAUGUGAGGAUCAGCUCAACACUUGGGCUAAAGUGAAUAAUGAAAAUGGGAAUGGACAAUUUGUGAUUAAGACUUGUCCCGAGGUUUGUGAAAGCUGCAUUGGAGAAAAGCAAAGCUGUGAGUUAAUGCAGAAGCUUAUCUAUUGCAAUAAGGACAUCAAUGUAAUUCUUGUCCGUGGAAAGGAGGUCCCCAAAUCAAUCUUGGAGGCUUCAAAGGGCUUUGUUGAAACAGACAGACGGGUCUCCAAACGUUCCCGAAAGACUAAAAAUGGGAGUUCCAUUAGUCUAAAAGUUUCUUCUUCAACAUCAAUUUACCAGCUGAAAAUGAUGAUAUGGGAAUCCUUUGGGGUUGUGAAAGAAAAUCAGAUACUACAAAAGGGUGAUAGAACAAUUGAUGUUGAUGAUGAAUGUACCAAGCUUGUGGAUGUAAAUAUAUUUGCUGGAGAUCAGAUUAUUGUGAGGGACUCUAAGAUCCAUGAAAAUCGAGAUAUUGCAGAUGAGCUUUGUGAUGAGAAAAUGGAAACACAUCAUACCGAGGCAGGGUUUCAUGGAACACUUUUAACAUCGAAUGUUUCAUCCCAGGUUGUUUAGGAAGCGCACUUUCAGUGGUAUCAUGUUUUUUAAUAUUUAUUGGUCUACAUAUAAGUUCUAUAGUGUGGACCUUACAUAGCGUUGAACAUAAUGGCAAAUUUUGGAAUGUUUCUCUUU
This is a messenger RNA of Cajanus cajan (pigeon pea), 3562 nucleotides long. Its product is annotated as ubiquitin carboxyl-terminal hydrolase 26. The record is from RefSeq and is a predicted model, not a curated record. Gene Ontology annotation, cellular component: nucleus; cytosol. Gene Ontology annotation, biological process: protein deubiquitination. NCBI's taxonomy places the organism in Eukaryota, Viridiplantae, Streptophyta, Magnoliopsida, Fabales, Fabaceae. Gene Ontology annotation, molecular function: cysteine-type deubiquitinase activity.